GAGGCUGACCUUGUGCACCUGUACUGCUGCUGCAGAGCUUUCGGGUUACACUGCAGACAGACACAGAGACAUUGUGGUGUCCUAAAACUGUUCUCAUCAAAAACAGGGCCAAAACAUUCUAAAGUAUCCAUACUGAGGCCUGGAUUGUACUGUGGGUGGACAAUGGUGCAAUAUUUUGCGUUCUACUUAUAAGGAACCUUAGAAGAGAGGCAACAUGACCAAACAGAGAUAUGGUCGCUAUAGCAACAUGGAGGAGGAUGAGUAUCAUGUCCCUGAUAACCAUGAAGAAGAGUUCUUGGUGCACAUCCUUCCUGCCAGAGCCUCCGAGUCAGACAGAGACUAUGCAGAUAGGGACAUUUCCAGAUCCUCCUAUGCUCAGAGUAUCAGCUCCACUUCAUGUGGCAGCCCUAUCAUACCCCCACGGCAUCCCAAAAGAGGCCUCCCUUGUACUUCUCCAGGAAAUACCGGACCUUCUGUCAACCGCCAACUGAAGCCCAGAAAACCAAGGAGGACCCAGUUAGAUGACAGAGCACAAGUCAUGGAGCCUACAGAACAGAACAUGCUACUCCCACCAAGGUCCCCACCAUCCUUACCUAAGGACCUAAUGAACAAGCUGUCUGGGCUGAACCUCCAGAGGCCCUGCAGGAGAGACAGACAGAGAAGACAAGAAAAUGUGGAAUGCAAUACACCCUCAAAUAGUAAUUGUUUAAGGAGAGAGCAAACUAUCCAAAGACAUUCACUGGACCUUGAAUCUCAACUCAACACAGACAUAAGGUUACAACAAAGGCACCAUAUCCCAGAAGAGUCCUCAGUGAAGCGCCAACAACACCAUGAGUGGCCUCAAACCAAAGAUGACGUGGAGCAGCAUGACUUUGUCCCCAAGGAAAGACCGUGUCAGACAUACAAUGAACAAGACUGGUACAUAGGAGCUUGUGAUCGAGCAGAGGCUGAACAUGCCUUACACCUGGUGAAUAAGAUGAAGAGGAGGAAGACCGUGACAGAAUCACCCACCAACCAAGGACCAAGCGGCGUGGUAAAGGACAGCAACGACAGCAGCGGCAGCAGCAACAACAGCGGCCAGCAUCACAGGACUCCUGGACAUGGGAGGAGAUAUUGAACGGAGAGGGACACCCUGGGCACAGGCUGGGGAAUAUCGCCGCCCCAAAGCAGAGCUGGAGGCAGCGAAAGCUGAGCGGCGGCGAUAUGAGGAGGCCGCACGGCAGCGCGACAGGUACGAGAGGCAUCCCCCCAAAAAAAUGGGAGGGGGGGGGCACAUGAUGUGUGGGGCUAAGCCAGGUAGCAGACCUGAGCUCACUCCUCGUGCUUAUUAUAAGCAGCGCGUUACUGGUCAGGCACCGUGUUAUGCGGUUAAGCUCACGGUGUCGCCAGUACGUGCCCAUAGCCUGGUGCGCUAUAGGGCAGCCCCCCCGAGAGUAUCAUGCGAGUGUGGGCAUCCAGCCAGGGCGUAUGGUGCCUGCUCAGCGUGUCUGGUCGCCGGUACGCCGUUUCGGGCCAGGGUAUCCUGGCCGGCUCUGCGUGCUGUGUCUCCGGGGCGCUGGGAGGGUGCAGUGCGUCCUAUGCCUGCGCUCCGCUCGUGCCGGGCAAAUGUGGGAGUGGAGCUUAAGGGAGAGGUGUGUGUAGUAGGCACUAGAUCUCCCGUGCUUACCCACAGCCCGGUUCAACCUGUGCCUGCACUCUGGAGGGUCCGGGCUAGAGUAGUGAUCCAGCCUGGGGGAGUGGUGGCAAGGCUGCGCACCAGAGCUCCAGUGCUCCCGUACAGCCCGGUCCUUCAGGUGCCUCCUCCUAACACCAGGCCUCCUGGAGGUCUCCCCAGCCUGGUGGGUCCUGUGGCAGCCCCACGCACCAGGCUGUUUCUCUGUCUCCUCCCUACAAGUGGUCCUAUCUGUCCGGCGCUGCCGGAGUCUCCCGCCUGUCCGGCGCUGCCAGAGUCUGAGGCGCCAGAGCCCCUCAGCCCAGAGCCCCUCAGCCCAGAGCCCCUCAGCCCAGGGCCCCUCAGCCCAGAGGCGCCAGAGCCCCUCAGCCCAGAGGCGCCAGAGCCCCUCUGUCCCGAGCUUCCGCCCCUCUGUCCCGAGCUUCCGCCCCUCUGUCCAGUGGGGUCAUUUAGAAGGGUUGCCAUGGUUAGGAAGCCACGGAGGCGGACAAUGAGGCGGACUAAGACGAUGGUGAAGUGGGGUCCACGUCCCGCGCCAGAUCCGCCACCGCGGACAGACGCCCACCCAGACCCUCCCCUAUAGGUUAAGGUUUUGCGGCCGGAGUCCGCACCUUUGGGGAGGGGUACUGUCACGUUCUGACCUUUAUUUCCUUUGUUUUGUAUUUAUUGAGUCGUUAUUGGUUUAUUGUUUUUGUAUGCAGUGUUCAGUACUUUCUUUAAUUAAAUAUUCACUAUGAACACAUACCACGCCGCAUUUUGGUCCUCUGAUCCUUCUCGCCUCUCCUCUUCAGAUGAAGAGGAGGAAGACCGUGACAGCAGAUGGGUCUUCCAAAUGGACAAUGACCCCAAGCAUACUUCCAAAGUUGUGGGAAAAUGGUUUAAAGCCCUGGCCUCAAUCCUAUAGAAUAUUUGUGAGCAAGGAGGCCUACAAACCUGAGUCAGUUACACCAGUUCUGUCAGGAGGAAUGGGCCAAAAUUCACCCAACUUAUUGUGGGAAGCUAGUGGAAGGCUACCUGAAACAUUUGACCCAAAUUAAACGAUUUAAAGGCAAUGCUACCAAAUACUAAUUGAGUGUAUGUAAACUUCUGAUCCACUGGGAAUGUGAUGAAAUAAAUAAAAGCUGAAAUAAAUCAUUCUCUCUACUAUUAUUCUGACAUUUCACAUUCUUAAAAUAAAGUGGUGAUCCUAACUAACCUAAGACAGGGAAUUUCUACUAGGAUUAAAUAUCAGGAACUGUGAAAAACUUUAAAUGUAUUUGGCUAAGGUGUAUGUAAACUUCUGACUUCAACUGUAGGUCUUUCACUAUAUCAGUCGUUUUGAGUGCAGUUUGUGGGUGAUAAAAUGGAAAUUCUGUCUCUGGUUGGAUUCAAAUACGAAAAAGUAAAUCACUUCAUAAAUCAGUGUAUUGUGACUUGCAGGUCUGAUCUGGCCCAUGAGACAGGAUUUUCAGACCACAAUGUCGAGGAUAACUAGGCCAUAAUGUCGAGGAUAACUAGGCCAUAACUAAAGGCCUUAUGAAAUGUAUAAAGUGGUCAAAAAGGGGUUCACCUUUAAUUGAUAAAACAGUAAAGUCAGUAAACAUUUCAGUACUGGAAGUUCUUGAACACAUCAACCUUAACUAUGCCACUAACAAACACAGUCAUGGGUGGGUAUCACUCAUAUUCACUUUAAAGGCAUACUGGGAAAUAUACAUAUGCGGUUUUACACGAACCCUACUGCCACGUUCUGACCUUAAUUUCCUUUGUUUUGUCUUUAUUUAGUAUGGUCAGGGCGUGAGUUGGGGUGUGCAGUCUAUGUGUGUUUUUCUAUGUUGGGGUUUUGAGUUCAGCCUAGUAUGGUUCUCAAUCAGAGGCAGGUGUCAUUAGUUGCCUCUGAUAGAGAAUCAUACUUAGGUAGCCUGGGUUUCACUUUUGGUUUGUGGGUGUUUGUUUCCGUGUGAGUGUUUGUUGCCACAGUACUGUUUCGGUUUUUUUUAUGGACACUUACCACGCUGCGCAUUGGUCCUCCGAUCCUUCUCGCUACUCCUCCUCAGAAGAGGAGGAAGAAUGCCGUUACACCUACAGUGUUAAAAUAAUGUGUUCAAUUGUUUAAAAAGUGUUUUAGCAAAUAAAUAUGUUCUGGUGUUUACAAUCUAAACACUGUGCAUUUUUUAUUGAAAAUAUAAAUACCUUUAUACCGUUUUUAGUUGUGUUCAGUUAUGUAAACACCUGGAUUUACAGUGUUCAACUGUUGUUAAUCACAGGUUUCCUGAUUUCUAGUUUCUAGUGAGAUUUUUAUUGUUUUGGUAUGUGUGUGUGAUAGGUCUUUAAAUCAAAUACUGUGUUUUUUAAUGACUUUGAAAUCACAAAACAUUCCCACCAGCUCUCUUAAACUUGCUAACAUUAGCCUGUGAGAAAGUAGAGUGUUAAGGGCCUAGGAAGGUAAGCACUUUGAGAUGUCUUUCUGUUAUGAAAAGCAGCCAUAGAAGUUUCAGAGAUUUCAGGGUAGCGCACGACAACAAUGUGCUUAUUUUUGCAGUUUAUUUUUCUUUCAUCAGGUGAAGGAAUCCAUUUUACAUUAUGUUUCUACAGUGAAACCUUAAUUAUUACAUUGUAAAGAUACAUUUUUACUUCAGCUAUUUGUAACAUGCAAUAAAGUCUCUUAGAAGCAGUGAAUACAGGGAUAAGGUAUUUGGUACCUCAUUUCAAGUGUGGCCCUCCUGGCCUUGGCCAACAGAUCCUUGACAUUGUCAGCUAAAUUGAACCAUGUUAAUCAGUUUUCGAGAAGUCAAAAACGGUGUAUUUUAUGUCAAGCUGUGAUGGUUAUAUAGCCUGUAAUACAAAGUUGCAAAAUAAAAGCCUGGAAACAUA
Molecule: messenger RNA, 4522 nt
Organism: Oncorhynchus nerka (sockeye salmon)
Lineage: Eukaryota; Metazoa; Chordata; Actinopteri; Salmoniformes; Salmonidae
Product: cytokine-dependent hematopoietic cell linker
Exons: 15
Coding region: 215-1117 (300 amino acids)
Biological process (GO): cell surface receptor protein tyrosine kinase signaling pathway; intracellular signal transduction
Source: RefSeq, a predicted model, not a curated record